Penaeus monodon (black tiger shrimp) is the source of this 1189-nucleotide messenger RNA. RefSeq lists its product as uncharacterized. The transcript is spliced from 3 exons. The record is from RefSeq and is a predicted model, not a curated record. Bases 1 to 1026 code for a protein of 341 amino acids. NCBI's taxonomy places the organism in Eukaryota, Metazoa, Arthropoda, Malacostraca, Decapoda, Penaeidae.
AUGGCCAUCCCCACUAUGGAUACAACCACGGCUAUCGCUACCCUUACAGUAGCAAUCGCUACAACCACUACUAUGGUUAUCCACAUUAAUACUACAGUCACAACAAGAGAUCAGUCGAAUCUGAACCCGAGCCUGAACCUCAUUACAGCUGUCACGAACGCCCUCACUAUUACAAUAGAUAUUAUCACGUUUACCCCAACUACUAUCCUUACUACGCCGGUUACCGUUACCACUACAGAGGAUAAGGACGAGCUCAGAUAUGGACUUAGUUCUUUACUUCACACACUUCCUUUGAAUAAUACAAAAAUCAACGAAUUAAUUAUACAAAGACUGAGGAAGUACAUCCAUGCGAUCUGGUGCUUUCGGGUGCAUGAACAUUUCCUCGUCGAAGGCCACUCCCCCGCACAACAGCUGUAUAUAAAGGGGCUUCCAUUAACGGCAGUCAGCAGACACAACUUCCUCAGUGAGCCAAGAAGAGGUCCAACCAUGAAGCUUGUGGCAAUCACGCUGGUGUGUUUGGCAACGGCCGUGGUAACGCACGCCGAUCCCGAACCACACAAGUAUCACCACUACCCAUACUACUACUACUAUUCUCACCGACACAAUGUCAAGUCACUGGAAGGCGAUGGAGUUGCCAGGCAUCCAGGUGGCGGCACCUCCUUCGUGGCUCCUCAAGUUCACGGCCUCACUAAACGCUCAGCUGACCCUAUGCCGGAAUCUAACCCUGAACCAGCAGCUGACCCUGAUUCCGCCAAUACUUAUAGUUACCAAGUAGUUCACCAUGGCCAUCCCCACUAUGGAUACUACAAUGGCUAUCGCUACCCUUACAACAGCUAUCGCUACAACCACUACUAUGGUUAUCCUCACAGAUACCACAGCCACCACAAGAGAUCAGUCGAAUCUGAACCCGAACCUGAACCUCAUUACACCUAUCACGGACGUCCUCACUACUAUAACAGAUAUUAUCACGGUUACCCCAAUUACUAUCCUUACUACGCCGGUUACCGUUACCACUACAGAGGAUAAGGACGAGCUCAGAUAUGGACUGCGACAGCUUUGUGGCGAUGGUCCUUUACCAGAUGUCUGAUAGUCCGGUUUGCUCACGCCGGUUUUUCAGGCACUGGUAGUCAUACAACUGAAGAAGUGUCUCUGAAUGUCGGAAUAGCUGUGCAUUGUGUAAAAAAUAAAA